AUGGAUGACUUCAAGUUCUUGCCAACAUUCUUCAUCACAUACAUGAUCGGACAGGAUGUAGCGCGUUGGAUCAAGUGGCUCGAUAUGAUGCUCACCAUCCAGGGGCGGGUGCAUGACACGACCCUCGUGGUAGCCAGCUCCUACAGGAAGCUGAACGACCCGGGGGUCGGUAAGCAGCAGAGGCAGAUGCUCUUCAAGUGGUACAGGUAUCUCAACGCCAUACACUACUUGGCUUAUUUCGGCCUCGAUCCCCGAAUGGGAUCAGAGCCAGAGCAUGUUGUGCAGAACCUUCAAACCCUCGGGUUGCUUGUGGACAGUGAGUGCGAACAGCUACUCUUGGCCAAACUAAAGAUUCGGGAUACUCUGGUGUCAUGGCUUGGUAUCAUGUGGCACGACGACUUAGAGCGCGGCUGGGUGCAGUCGACAGACACGAAGGUUGUCAUGGAGAAGAUCUGCGGCCUGCGCGGCGCCAUGGCGUCCCUUCAAGACAUGAGCCAGCUGGUUCGGGUCAUGAUGGUGGUGGUAACGAACGUCUUGCUUGCGCUGGCUCUGGUGGGUUACCCAACGAAGAUGUACGAAGACACCGACCAGUGCUUUCAGUUUUGGCCGUUGGUCGCUUCCUAUCUCUACUACGCGUGUUACAGAGGCAUGCUCCAUGUCAUGUUCUUGUUGGACAAAGGGCCUUUCUAUGGGAAAGGGGACUGCGUCAACGUGGAUGCUCUUCUCGUCAGCUCAGAACGCUUUACCUUCCACGUGUUCCGCACCUCCUUCAAGACGCUGCCAUCUGACGUCAAAUGCGUCCAAGAGCCCGAAGUCAGUGGCGUCAAAGGCGUCCAGAAGCCAGAUGUCCAAGAGCCAGAUGUCCCAGAGCCUGCUUGGACGCCUGAUGAAAGGAGCGACGCCAGUCGCCCCCAAGGGCGUGACAGGCAAUCCCUUGAGAUCUGA
Molecule: messenger RNA, 945 nt
Organism: Symbiodinium natans
Lineage: Eukaryota; Dinophyceae; Suessiales; Symbiodiniaceae
Source: the annotation of a GenBank genome assembly